Molecule: messenger RNA, 1386 nt
Organism: Paramuricea clavata
Lineage: Eukaryota; Metazoa; Cnidaria; Anthozoa; Malacalcyonacea; Plexauridae
Source: the annotation of a GenBank genome assembly
AUGGAGGAUGUACUUAGAGCCCUGAAGCAAGAAUAUCCCGAAAUCACAACAGCCUACUUUCGACAGGACAACGCAGGUUGUUAUCACUCGGCGACAACAAUCCUGCCCCAACACAAAGGAGCAGCAGAUCGUUUAGCAGCAACAUGUAAAAACCAUAUUCGUGCUUAUAUAAAUGAAGGCAAUGAUGUACUUACGGCAGAACAACUCAAGGAGGCCAUUCUCUCACAUGGAGGUAUACAUGGCGUGUGCAUAAAACACACGUGAGUGUACCGAGAAAAUUCCAGGCAUCAGUAAGAUGAACAACUACAAAUUCAUGUCAACCGAUAAAAUCAAAGUCUGGCGUGCCUAUAAAGUGGGUAAAGGAAAGAUCAUCAAAACUGCAAAACCGUCAUUCGGUCAGUUAACUAAUUCAUCAAUUAAUUGAUUAAUUAUUUCAUUCAUUCAUUCGUGCGUUCAAUCAUCGAUUCAUUCAUUCAUUUUGUUUUAGAUUCUAAUUACAACUGGUUGGAGUCAAACUUUUCAUCUGGUGGAUUCAAAACCAUUUCUCAAGAACAAGGCAAGACCCAGCAUGAAAAAGAUCAUACUGCAGAGAAACGCACUGACGGGAGUAGCCAGAAUAAUAUUCAAGCGGUCUACCCUUGUCCUCAUGAUGGAUGUGUACGUAUGUUUCAGAGACUUGGUAAUCUGGAAAACCACCUAUUGACUGAUAAAUGUACGCAGACUCUGGAGAAACACACACUUUUAGAUCUGGCAAAAAUGGGCUACAAAAGUUCGUUGGAGGAUGGUGCUGGUGUAAUACCAACUUUACAAGCAAGUAAAGCAGGCCACGAAGGUAGGAAUGCUAGCCCCCUUGCUGAGGGCUGGGCUCUUCGAGCAUUGAAGAAGACAUACCGUUUCAGCAAGAAGCAAAAGGAUUACCUUCUGGCCAAAUUCGAAAUAGGUGAGUCAACUGGUAGAAAGGUCGAUGCUAAUACUGUAGCCCAAGAUAUGAGACGUGUUCGCGAUUCUGAUUACGAAAGACUUUUUCAAGCGUCAGAGUUUUUAAGUUCCCAACAGAUUACCUCUUAUUUUUCCCGACUCGCAGCGAAGCGUCGAAAAGCGGCAUCGACUGAAUCCGACUUAAUGGCUAUUGAAGAAGAAAUUGGCUUCACGAGGGCAAGAAACAGUGCAAUGGAAUCUAUCGGCCUUGAGCACCCCAUUGUCUAUGGCCAAUACAAUGUUUGUGCCAUGAUAGAAAAGAACACUUUAAAAAACCUGAAACUUGGAAUGUUACGAGUCAUGAGCGAGAAACUUUGUCUUCAAGUUCCAAAAAAAGCAGCAAGAGCGAAAGCGCCAUAUUUGAAACUACUGAACGACGCAUUCAAAAGCUGCAGCUGUCAGCCGUAA